Messenger RNA from Caenorhabditis sp. 36 PRJEB53466, 1047 nucleotides. The record is from the annotation of a GenBank genome assembly. Lineage: Eukaryota; Metazoa; Nematoda; Chromadorea; Rhabditida; Rhabditidae.
AUGAGUGAUAUCACUACGAAAUCGACGAAGCAAUCGGAAACGGUGAUCUGCGCCGAGUUCAAGGCCCUCGGACCGGCUCCCAACAUGACCGGCGACGAGAUUAUUGUGAUGCGAAGUGCCGAAAUGAUCUCUGAGGUCUUCUCCGACUGGAUGAAACGGUCGGAUCUCAACGAAAAUACGUACAUUCCGUUCGAUGUGGCAAGUGUUCGAUUGUUUCGGAAUUUCGGGACGAGUUGUAUUUCAGAACGCCCCGAUUGAGCUGCCUCGUCGCAAUUCCAUGCUCAAGUCGUACACUCAGGAUCCUCCGAUCACCGAAACCGGUAAAAUCGCUUCGAAGAUGAUGGCGAGAGAGCUGUGCGACCGUCGCAUCAUCCCGUCCGUCAUUCUCUGCUCACCGGACUUUGCCUCCCUCGAAACCGCCCAUCUGAUCAAGACGUACAUCGGAGAGAAGUGCGGCAAGAUUCGCAUCGAACCGGAGUUGUCCACGUUGCACAAGGCGAGCCACGUGUUCUUCGGAGCCGAAAACCUCGAGAUUCUGGGCUAUGAUCUAGAUAAGAAAAUGCCGUUGGCAGCAGUUGUAAGUUAAAUUAGAGAAGAGAGAGAGAGAGCAUGAGAGUGAAAAGAAGAGUUUAGUCGGACGGAGUGACCCUUUCCGACCUGGCCGUCCGCAUCAAGAGAGCCUUUUACGAGCUCACGGCGAAAGUGGAAAACGGUGAGCGCCCUCUUGCAGUAUGCUCAGAAUACUUCAAUCUUUGAGCUUUGCUGAUUGUGGACCCUCUCUCGAUGAUGAUCAUUUCCUCGCUGUUCUUCCCCAUUCAAAUCCGCACCGAGACUUCCGUGGAGCUCGAACGUCUUCGUAGUUAUUCCAUGUUCCCAUCGCUUUCCAAUUUCACUUCCUUCCGCGUCGGAGGCUCCACUGGAGUGGUAAAUUGAAGAAUUGAAGAUUCCUCGGGUGAUUCGUCUUUUCAGAAGAUGUACGAUCUGUCAAAUAUGAGCCUCCGCCCACUCACUUUCACCGGCUUCUCUAACGAAAUCGAAUUGGAGUGA